AGCAGGUUGUGACAUCAUGGCCUGAUGAUGUCACAACAUCAUCAGGCCAGAUGAGCUAGAAUCUAAAAUUACAUUCAGUUUGGAAAUACUCUUCGGGCGAUAGCUUUCGUAGUCUAGGACAGACCAAACAAAGAAAAACACAGACAUGGAAGACAAGAAAUUACACAGCAAUCCUCCCAGGAUAAAACAGACUCAGGAAAAUAAACAACAUUCUGAAAGGGGAGUGACAGAAAGGCUCAAGAAUCCACCUGGAAACCAGAGAGCCUAUAUGGAAAACAACAAACAGCCCUGCUCUCCAACCAAAAUGCCAGGGAGAAGCACUCAAGGAGUGGGCAAUCAAGCUAAUGGCAUCCCGUUGGAAUCACAAAGCAAACCCAACAAGCUAAGGAAUACGCUUCAAGAAAAGCUCAAAUAUCGCGAACAUUGUACAAGAAUCGUGUCUGAGAAUCUGGCCAAGAUACUAAGGAAAACAGCUCAUAGGCAGCAUUAUGCGGACUUGGCCUGGAUCAAAACAGCUGAACAACGAGAAUAUGAGAGGAAAGUCAAAGUUAGAAAGAUGAAACAUCUGGCUGCGGUAAAUAAGUUACUGGAAAACACGCCAGCCCUUCAGACAAGCUCUGAAAAAAACGACGUGGCUGAAAGGAAAAAGAAGGAAGUUUUGCUUGAAUCACACCAGGUGCAUCAAAUUGAGCAAAUUGAGAAGAGGAAACACAAGACGGAUUUGGUGGCUGACCAAAGCCAAUCUAAAGGUGAAACUUUGGCACACAACAGCAGGGAGUACAUUCCUGAUGAAGUCAAAGAUCGUAAGAAAAUCGUUUAUGACCAAAUGUUAGACACAAGGAAGAAAAACAUAACCAAAGAGCUUCUUGCAGAAAAAAAACUAAGGAAAGAAAUGCUGGAUAAGUACUUAGCAGAAGCAAACGAUCGCAGGAUAAAAAGGGAGAGAGAAGUUAAAAUUAACAAGGAUCUGACUGACGCGUGGAAUGCCCAAAUACCACUCAAACAGCAGGAGAAGAGGGGGAAGGAGGAGUCUCAAAGGGAAAUGAGGCGGUGCUUAUUUGAAAUGGACAGAUGGCAUGAAGCUGAAAAAAAGAUGGUGCUAGCAGCAAGUGGGGGAAAAGCUAGCUGCGAGUCACAGGAAGUUUCCCCCAGGAUGUCCCCUAACUAACCACGUCUAAAGGUGACUACUUUCACUUAAAGAUGACAGAUCCUAAUCACCAGUUCGUCAAUCUAAAUUAUUUGGGAUUAAAAAAAAAAGGCAUUUAAAUAUCUCUACGUUGACUCAAUUUGACCUGUUUUGUUGUAAAUGUUGCUACAGAAUUGGACGUUUUCUGUGAAUACUAUUACAUCAGCAUGACAAUAGAAAACCUCCUGAUGUCGCUCAACAAGUGUCAGACAAUUCUGAUG
Molecule: messenger RNA, 1407 nt
Organism: Fundulus heteroclitus (mummichog)
Lineage: Eukaryota; Metazoa; Chordata; Actinopteri; Cyprinodontiformes; Fundulidae
Product: golgin subfamily A member 6-like protein 6
Exons: 2
Coding region: 146-1168 (340 amino acids)
Source: RefSeq, a predicted model, not a curated record